AUGAAGGGCAACAACCAAUUACCCAACGCGCACUUCAAGAAGGAUUGGCAGGGUAACACCAUCAACGGCCAAUGCCGCGUGCGCACGUGGCUCAACCAAGCCGGUCGCAAGAAGUCUCGCCGUAACGCGCGUGAGUUGAAGGCGAAGAAGACGUUCCCGCGCCCCGUCGCGGGCUCGCUCCGCCCGCUCGUGCACCCGCCGACGCAGCGGUACAACUUCAAGACCCGUCUCGGUCGUGGGUUCACGCUCGAGGAAUUGAAGGCGGCUGGUAUCUCCAAGAAGAUGGCCCCGACGAUCGGGAUCUGCGUCGACCACCGUCGUCGUAACCGCAGUGAGGAGUCUUUGGCGCUCAACAAGAAGCGCCUCGAGGAAUACAAGGCCAAGUUGAUCUUGUUCCCGCGCAAGAACUCCAAGCCGAAGCACGGCGAUAGCCCGGCGGCUGACCUCGCCACGGCGACGCAACACAAGGGCUCUGUCAUCAUGCCGAUUGAGAAGGUUGAGAAGGCGGUUGAGAUGGUCGCGGUUACCGAUGAGAUGAAGAACUUCGGCGCUUACAGAAAGCUUCGCGUCGAGCGCAUGAACGUGCGCCAAGUCGGCCCGCGCAUUCUCAAGGCUAUCAAAGCCGAAAAGGACGCGGAGGAAGCCGCCAAGCUUGCGAAAUUGUAA
This is a messenger RNA of Ostreococcus lucimarinus CCE9901, 666 nucleotides long. It is a transcript of the gene RPL13, whose product is annotated as Ribosomal protein L13, component of cytosolic 80S ribosome and 60S large subunit. Gene Ontology annotation, molecular function: structural constituent of ribosome; RNA binding. Gene Ontology annotation, biological process: translation. The record is from RefSeq and is a predicted model, not a curated record. Gene Ontology annotation, cellular component: ribosome; cytosolic large ribosomal subunit. Lineage: Eukaryota; Viridiplantae; Chlorophyta; Mamiellophyceae; Mamiellales; Bathycoccaceae. Bases 1 to 666 code for a protein of 221 amino acids. The transcript has 4 exons.